CUCCCGAGACAGUGCCGGGAUGGAGCAGAGGGCGGCGGUGUGUCCCGGAUCGGUAGCGGCUACUUCGGACUCCCGGUCCUCGGCUCCGGGCGCCGGGCCGCCACGCAACGUGCUGGAUCUGCCGCCGGAGCUGUUGGUGGAGAUCUUCUGCUUCUUGCCCGGGGUCAGUCUGCCUGGCCUGGCCGCCGCCUGCAGGAAAUUCCACCAGAUCCUGAGCACCGACACCAUCUGGAGGAGGCGGUGCCGCGCAGAAUAUGGAGUUUCGGAAAAUCUACGGCAGCUGGAGACAGUGGGGAUCGCUUGCCGUGACUUGUACAUUAAACGUGUUGAUCCGUGGCUCAAAUCGGCAAGGUUCGUCAAGUUGCUUCCUGACUGUGUGAAGGUGGAUCACCGCGAUGUGUACACUCACUUGCUGCAUCCGUACCGGAACAUCCUGGGUCUGUGGCAGCCGGACAUCGGACCAUAUGGAGGGCUACUCAAUGUCCUUGUCGAUGGGUUGUUUAUCAUUGGAUGGAUGCAUCUGCCUCCUCAUGAUCCCCAUGUCAACGACGCCAUGCGUUGUAAGCCCUUGUUUCGAAUUCACCUGUGGGAAAAGAAUAAGGCGCAAGUGGAAUGUAUGUAUGGUCACAAAGGCUCUCACAAGGGAGACAUACAGAUAGUGAAGAAAGAUGAGUUUUCUACUAAGUGUGAUCAGACAGAUUUUCACCGGAUGUCUGGAGGGAGGCAGGAGGAAUUCCGGACCUGGCUAGCAGAGGAGUGGGGUCGGACCCUGGAGGAUAUUUUUCAUGAGCAUAUGCAGGAGCUGAUCUUGAUGAAAUUUAUCUACACCAGUCAGUACGAUAACUGUCUGACAUAUCGUAGGAUCUACCUCCCACCCUCCAGUCCCGAGGAUCUGAUCCCACCAGGCCUCUUCAAAGGAACCUAUGGGAGUCAUGGCCUGGAGAUUGUGAUGUUGAGUUUUCAUGGAACCCACAUUAAAGUGACAAAGAUUACUGGAGACCCAAAUGUUCCUGCCGGACAGCUGACUCUGCACAUCGACAUGACCCGUCGUGUUCACUUGCCUGACAUUGAGCACUUGCAAAACUUUGACAAACUUUCUCGAAUCAUCCUGGAGAUUCACCAGCAGGCGCAGUGUGCCGACACUCAACACCGUGAGGACGACUCACAGCCCGCGUGUAACGGUGUGCCGGAGCUGAAGGCCCAGGGGGCAAACGCUGCAGGGAUGAAUAGACACGCUGAGGCAGAGGGAGCGGCUGCAGGGGAGCCUGCUGUAGAAGGGCAGCCCUUUGUGCUUCCUCUGGGAGUAAUGGCUCGAAACGAGGUUUAUCCAAGGACUUGUCAUGCCUGCUUCUAUGGCACUGGGCUGAUUGCAGGGCACGGCUUCACCAGUCCUGAGAGGACACCUGGUCUCUUCGUUCUCUUCAAUGACCAGUGUUUUGGUUUCAUCUGGCUAGACCUGAAAUCCUUCAGCCUGUACAGUCGAAUUGAAGACACACUGAAAAAUGCGCAAGCCCCUCACAGAGAAGCUUUCGAACUGAUGCUGAAGAACAUGCAGUCAUGGACGUCCUGAUCGAUGUCCGCCCUGAAGGAAUGGAGCGCUCAGAACCGCAGGUCUGCAGUUCCUCCUCGCCCACUGAAGCAGGCCUGUCAAUGUCCGCUCCCAAGGAACGGAGUGCUCAGAACCGCAGGUCUGCAGUUCCUCCUCACGCCCACUGAAGCAUGCACGCUGGGAAAGAAGGACCAGAACCAUGUAAUGGCUCCUGCUCACCUUGGCCCCUCUCCUUCUCACCUGAGCUACUACCUUAAGUAAUCUUGUUGCAAUGGUUUUGUAAUAGUUUCUUUUCAAUGCACUUGGUGUGGUCAGAGCAGAGAAUAGAGCCUAAAGAGGAGUAUUGAAAGCCUCCCGGCAUUUUGUGGAAGGUAACAAAGAAUGACGAUUGGAAGAAGCUUUAACUUUACGCACUAAUGUUUGACUGUGCCCUGUCUUUAAGGGAGUUUGUUUAAUUCUGUUGAAAAUCAUUGCACACGUUUAAUUUUGUGUUGUUUAGAAUGGAGUAGAAAGAGGAAAAAAGUGAUAGUAAUUCAUAUCGCAGAAAGCAAACCUUAUUUGGGCUGAAUGUAUAAUAAACCUUCUCACCUUCAAACUCUACACCAGCCAGCUGAGGCAGUGAGACAAUAUCAGGAAAUAAAGUACUAUUUAAAUUUAAGUUUAUAUGGUUAAGAUUGAAAGAUUUUAAUAUUUAUGUUAAGAAAAUUUAUAAAGAGAUUUUCAGUUUAUUGUUUUAUGUUUGAAAAAGAAUAAUUUAAGUUUUACGAUCUUGAACUUGAUUAAAAGAAACUUUUGGAAA
Mobula hypostoma (lesser devil ray) is the source of this 2348-nucleotide messenger RNA. It is a transcript of the gene fbxo31, whose product is annotated as F-box protein 31. The record is from RefSeq and is a predicted model, not a curated record. The coding region runs from base 20 to 1570 and encodes 516 amino acids. Gene Ontology annotation, molecular function: protein binding. Gene Ontology annotation, biological process: SCF-dependent proteasomal ubiquitin-dependent protein catabolic process. The transcript has 10 exons. Gene Ontology annotation, cellular component: SCF ubiquitin ligase complex. NCBI's taxonomy places the organism in Eukaryota, Metazoa, Chordata, Chondrichthyes, Myliobatiformes, Myliobatidae.